CUGGAGACGCGCGGUCGAGCGACAGUCGACGACAUGGCGGUGACGCGAGGGGUUGUCCUGGCGCUGCUGCUCGCCGGGCUGUGCGCGCGCUGCUCGGCCCUCGUCGUGGGAAAGGUAGUAAAAACAAUCCACGAUGCGGCCCAUACUACUGGAGACGUUUUAGUAGAUACUGUCGAGAAGAUACCCGUGGUUGGAGGCGUGGCGGGGACCCUGACGGCGAGUGUGGCGGACGCCGCCCACGACGUGGCAGCGACGGUCGGCGAGCACGUGGGCGACACCGUGCAGGCGGGGCUGGACGCCGUGGCUCCAGCUACCCCCUGCUACGAACAUCUGGGAUGCUUCCCCAUGAUGGGGCCGUGGUGGUCCUUAGACAGGCUUGUACCUGCGCCACAGACUCCAGAAGACAUUGAAACCAGAUUCUAUCUCUACACAAGGGCACAGCCUGAGCGUUACUACAUCCAGACCAGACCCAAUGUCUCUGUGGAUGGGUCAGACUAUAACGGCAACCGUGUUACUGUAAUGAUUACUCAUGGGUUUGCCAGUAAUGGAAAUUCUUCAUGGCUGGAGGAAAUGAAGGAUGCAGUUCUGAACAAGAUUGAUGCUAACGUAAUCAUAGUGGACUGGGGAAAGGGCUCCUCCAAACUCAACUACUUCCAAGUGUCAGCCAAUACCAGAGUCGUCGGUGCAGAAAUUGCCAGGGUUUGUUUGUACCUGCAGAAAAAUCAUAGCAUGUCCCCUAAAAGACUUCACCUCAUUGGCCACAGCUUGGGAGCUCACAUCAUGAGUUAUGUCAGCAAGAAUGUAACAAGAAUAGCAAGGAUAACAGGCCUGGAUCCAGCACAACCGUUGUUCGAAGACUUCCCCAACGAAGUUCUCCUCGACCCGUCUGAUGCCGUGUUUGUAGACAUUGUGCACACGGAUGCCGAGCAGUUCCUUCCCUUCUUGGGACUAGGGGUGGUCAAAGCCCAUGGUCACGUUGACUUCUACGUGAAUGGCGGCAACAACCAACCCGGCUGCAGCCUGAAGGACCUCAUCAAGCCUAACAUCACGUCCAUCGCGCAACUCGCCACAACUCUGGUGGAAGUCAUAGCUGACUACGUGAGCUGUCCUCAUGGCCGUUCUUACGAAGUGUGGACUGCUUCAUUGCGUUACGAUAACUGCACCUUCCUAGGAGCUCUCGAAUCACAAAGCAAUGAAGACGGCAGUAAUGAAGAGGGACGUGGUAUUCUAGACAUUGUUGCUCCUCUAGGGCUGUCGACAAACCUUUUUCCUGCUAGAGGGUCCUUCUAUGUUAAAACCAGCGGAACUGAGCCUUUCUGCCUUGAAGACUCUGAAGCCGAAAAAGUGUUUUCCUAUGCUAUGAAAGUAUUAAGUGAUGAUUCAGCCGAGGCUUAACACACCAUCGUUGCAAGUUUAAAGUGUUUCAUCAUUAGCAGUUGCCAAGCUCUGAUGAGAAGCGAGAUGCUAACCUCACAGUUCUUUCAAAGUUUAAUAAAUGAAUGUAAGGAUGCCUGGCAUUUGCUGUUGAAAUUAAAUUUAACGUAAAGUACAACAUACCAAAUGAAAAAAAAAUUGUAAUUACAUUGAAAAUGUCUGUAUACCUGAAAUAUGUAAUAAACUAUGUUUGAAAAUGUUAUUGGCAUAACAUUACAAUUUUAAAAGUCAGAA
Messenger RNA from Bacillus rossius redtenbacheri, 1668 nucleotides. RefSeq names its product pancreatic lipase-related protein 2-like. The coding region runs from base 34 to 1395 and encodes 453 amino acids. Gene Ontology annotation, biological process: lipid catabolic process. The transcript is spliced from 12 exons. Lineage: Eukaryota; Metazoa; Arthropoda; Insecta; Phasmatodea; Bacillidae. Gene Ontology annotation, molecular function: triacylglycerol lipase activity. The record is from RefSeq and is a predicted model, not a curated record.